Striga hermonthica is the source of this 1668-nucleotide messenger RNA. Lineage: Eukaryota; Viridiplantae; Streptophyta; Magnoliopsida; Lamiales; Orobanchaceae. The record is from the annotation of a GenBank genome assembly.
AUGGCAUCCAAAAAGAUGAUGUUUGUGGCGAUGUUGCUCUGCCUCUCCAUGCAGGCUCUGGCGGAGGAUCCCUACCUCUUCUUCGAGUGGCACGUAACGUACGGGACCAUCUCCCCUCUCGGCGUCCCUCAGCAGGGUAUCCUCAUCAACGGCCAGUUCCCGGGCCCCAAGAUCAACUGCACCUCCAACAACAACAUCGUGGUCAAUGUGUUCAACAACCUGGACGAGCCCUUCCUCCUCACAUGGGCAGGGGUCCAGCACCGCAAGAACUCGUGGCAGGACGGAACCCUGGGCACCAUGUGCCCCAUCAUGCCUGGCACCAACUACACCUACAAGUUCCAGGUUAAGGACCAGAUCGGCAGCUAUUUCUACUACCCCACGACCGCCCUCCACCGCGCGGCCGGCGGCAUGGGAAUGCUCCAGGUCCACAGCCGCGACCUCAUCCCUGUCCCCUUCGACUGGCCGGCCAACGAUUUCGCGGUCCUCCUCGGCGACUGGUACAACAAGGGCCACAAGACCCUCAAGCGUGUCCUCGACGCCGGCAAGAGCAUCGGCCUCCCCGAUGGCAUCCACAUCAACGGCAAGUCCGCCAACGCUGGCAACCCCGCCCCGGCCGAGCCUCUCGCGACCGUUGAGCCCGGCAAGACCUACCGCUUCCGCGUCUGCAAUGUCGGGAUCAAGGCCUCGAUCAACUUCCGCCUCCAAGGCCACACCUUGAAGCUCGUGGAGAUGGAGGGGUCACACACCGUCCAAAACUUGUAUGACUCCCUCGACCUCCACGUCGGCCAGUGCAUGUCCGUCCUCGUCACCGCCGACCAGGCCCCGAAGGACUACUACUUUGUCGCCUCCAGUCGGUUCCUGAAGAAGCCGCUCGUCUCCGUGGGUGUCGUUCGCUACGCUAACGGCAAGGGCCCCGCCUCCCCCGCUCUCCCUCUGCCUCCCCCCGAGGGCACCGCCGGCAUCGCCUGGUCCGUGAACCAAUUCCGAUCCUUCAGGUGGAACCUGACUGCCAGCGCCGCCCGCCCCAACCCACAGGGCUCAUACCACUACGGAAAGAUCAACAUCACGCGCACAAUCAAGAUCGCCAACUCCCGCGCCCAAGUCAACGGCAAGCUCCGCUUCGCCAUCAACGGCGUGUCCCACGUCGACAGCGAGACCCCGCUCAAGCUGGUCGAGUACUUCGGGCUGGCCGACAAGGUCUUCUCCUACAACCUCGUGAAAGACGAGCCCCCGGUGGGGAACAGCCCCAUCGUCGUGGCCCCCAGCGUGAUCAACGCCACCCACCGCAACUUUGUGGAGAUUGUGUUCGAGAACACGGAGAACACGAUCCAGACGUGGCACCUGGACGGCUACUCGUUCUUCGCUGUGGCCAUCGAGCCCGGGAGGUGGACCCCCGAGAAGAGGAAGAACUACAACCUCCUGGAUGCGGUGAGCAGGCACACCAUCCAUGUUUAUCCCCAGUCGUGGGCCGCAGUCAUGACCACGCUUGACAAUGCCGGCCUGUGGAACCUCAGGUCGGACAUGGCCGAGAGGUCGUACCUGGGACAACAGGCAUACGUGAGCGUGCUGUCACCCAAUUUCUCAUUGAGGGAUGAGUACAACCUGCCCCCGAACCAGCAGAUCUGCGGCAUCGUCAAGGGCUUGCGCGACCCGGCUCCAUAUGUGUAA